GUUGCCAUACCGCAUUAGCACAACAAGGUGAACGCCGGAUUCAUAGACGUAGUUAAUUCAGUGGUGGUAAUAUAUAGAAGAAAGAGUGUGUAUAAGGAGAUAGUACAUGAAGAUAGAAUUAGUUCGUAGAAAGAAAGAUUUGAAGUGAUUUUAAUCUCUUAGUUUAAAGGAAGACAGAGAGUGUAUACAUCUACUUCAGGAGGGAGGGUGGCGUUACUGACCAGCAAACAUGAUGGCGGGGAGAUAACUUCAAUCCACCCAUGUCUGUAGGGCAGAACAUUUUGUUAAAUUACGGCUCCUUACGGUCUGGUGGAAUGUCACGAACUAGUGGUAUUGAUGAUGAUUUAUCAUGCAAAAUACCUCAUUAAAUCGUGUUUAGAAUGUUAAAUUGGUUUAACUUCUUGCCCAGUAAUCCUAUUACAAGCAAACUAGACAAUCCGAUAAAUAAAAAUAAAAAAAGACGAAGCCUACUCAAGACCCUAUAAAAUCUUAAAAAGGCUCCAAUAGCGUCGACAAAAAAGGGAGACAGUCAUUUGUGUAUCAUAACACUGCUUUUAGCACUAUAAUUUACAACUACCUAUUCUCAUACUCUGGAUGUGCACGAUCAGAACCGAAAAUGCAAACCUAUAUGAAACGUAUGCAUGAUGCUGGCGAAUAUCCCAUUUCAUUUAGUCAUCGAACAGGUCUACCAGGUGUUCGACGUUUAUCUCAUCCAAGUUUCAAUGGAACGACUUGUAGCAACGGAGUAUAUAAUAUAGAUAAUACGGCAUCAAAACAGCAUCAAAGCAGUCGUUCUCAACAGUACCGAAAACUAAAGACAGAAGUUAAUUCCAACGUUAUACUCGGUCGAUCGCGUAUUCAAGGAUUGGGUUUAUUUGCUGCACGGGAUUUGGAACAACAAACCAUGGUAAUUGAAUACGUAGGAGAGUUAAUCCGCUUAGAAAUAGCCAAUAAAAGAGAAAAGAACUAUGAAGCUCAUAAUAGAGGCAUAUAUAUGUUUCGUCUUGAUGAUGAUACAGUAAUCGAUGCGACUGUUUGUGGAGGACUCGCCCGAUAUAUUAACCAUUCCUGCCAACCAAACUGCCUCGCCGAGUUCGUCAACUUCGGUGGUCAUUCACAUAUUGUGAUAAUUACUAACAGACGGAUAAAAAAGGGUGAAGAGUUAUGUUAUGACUACAAUUUUGACUUCGAAGAUAGAAGCGACAAAAUUCCUUGCCUUUGCAGAGCUCCAAACUGUCGAAAAUGGAUGAACUAGUAGCUUUGUAAAUCUUUGUUUGCAAUACUUUUUGUGAGACAAUUGUUGUAGAUAGGUAUGCUCCGAUUCCCUAGAUUAUUAUUCAACCCAGUCUAGUGCUUCUCAAUAACCAUCCAGUAUAGUUUAUAGUGCCUUUACAUACUUCACUUGGAUUUGUACAUUUCAUGCCACUUAGUAUUCUG
Messenger RNA from Schistosoma spindalis, 1437 nucleotides. NCBI's taxonomy places the organism in Eukaryota, Metazoa, Platyhelminthes, Trematoda, Strigeidida, Schistosomatidae. The record is from the annotation of a GenBank genome assembly.